ACUUUUGUCCCACAGUUGCGUCACGCACCACGGUUGUGUUCCGUCAUGUCAAUAUCACGUCGGUGUGAAUUACAAUACUUUAGGACAUUUCGCCGACAGUUAGCGGUUAUACUUUGAAGAACGCACACCGAGCGCCUGCUUUUGCUACGCUUUACGUUAGAAAGAGGUUAAGUUUUUGCAAGGUCCCGCUACAAAUCAAAUUCCUUAUCCUUGCGCGAAUUUGAUAUUGUAUCAAGAUAAAAUUACGAAGAUUACCUCGAGUAAAACACAAAUGUUUAUCAUGAGACGGUGCCUUAGUGUGGGUCUUCGAACGACCCUGUCUCUGCUUCAAGAGAACGUGAUAAGCAUGCAAAGUCUCGGUGCUCCUUUGCUCUCGAUCAAGAGAAAUAUGCUGACAAGAAAGUCGUCCUCGGUCGAGUACAAACCGCCCGUGGUACACGACAACACAGAGGAAGGAAGACUGUUGAGAGACCAGCUCAAGGGAAAGUUGCAAUUGGCCUUCACGUGCAAAAAAUGUAAUUCCCGGAAUCAUAAAAUUAUCACCAAGAAAGCCUACGAGAAGGGCGUAGUCAUUGUUCGCUGCGAGGGCUGCAAAAAUAAUCACCUUAUUGCUGAUAAUUUGGGAUGGUUCCAAGGCAGUGGGCCCAAAAAUAUUGAAAAGUUACUCAAAGAAAAGGGAGAACACGUUCGAAGAAUCAGAGACGACAGCGAAGGAUACUUUGAAGUGCUCGCUAAUGAGGAGCUGAAAAUGAUACAACAAGCCAUGAAAGAAGUUCGUUCAGAAUCCUCAGAAACUCCAAAAGAUCAAGAACCAGAAAUACACAAACUUCAAUACGAAAAAGUUGGUCAAGAGCAAAAGUAAUUGAAAGUAUAUUGUACAUUAUCAAUGUACAUUAAUAUGACUAGUAUUAUAACACUAUUAUAAUACUAGCCUUAUUGAUAUGUAAUUAAUAUGACUAGUAUUUUUUAUAAUUGUAAGAUGUGGUACGUCUGUAGAGAUUUUAUAUAUUGUAACUAGCAUGUGAUGAGGACUGAUUGAUUUAUAAACAGAAUUUUUAAUAAAAGUUGUCAAUGUUAUAAAAAAAACUACAGGAGAAUGUAAGUUAUUUUUUCUAAUGAUACCUUUCACAGUACCUAUGCGAUAAAGCUUGCAUCGUUUGCCUUGUGUUUUUCAGACAAAUAAGAAACUUAUUAAUAGAUUUAUAACUGUAAUAUUAAUAUAUGAAUUAAAUUUACUUUUUCAAACAAAA
This is a messenger RNA of Trichogramma pretiosum, 1250 nucleotides long. RefSeq names its product DNL-type zinc finger protein-like. Gene Ontology annotation, cellular component: mitochondrion. Bases 272 to 862 code for a protein of 196 amino acids. The record is from RefSeq and is a predicted model, not a curated record. Lineage: Eukaryota; Metazoa; Arthropoda; Insecta; Hymenoptera; Trichogrammatidae. Gene Ontology annotation, molecular function: zinc ion binding; protein-folding chaperone binding. Gene Ontology annotation, biological process: protein folding; protein import into mitochondrial matrix; protein stabilization. The transcript has a single exon.